Molecule: messenger RNA, 1275 nt
Organism: Manihot esculenta (cassava)
Lineage: Eukaryota; Viridiplantae; Streptophyta; Magnoliopsida; Malpighiales; Euphorbiaceae
Product: 9-cis-epoxycarotenoid dioxygenase NCED3, chloroplastic-like
Exons: 1
Coding region: 194-1225 (343 amino acids)
Biological process (GO): carotene catabolic process
Cellular component (GO): chloroplast stroma
Molecular function (GO): carotenoid dioxygenase activity
Source: RefSeq, a predicted model, not a curated record
CUUCUUCUUUCUUCUUUCUUCUUUCUUCUUCUUCUUUCUGCAACUUCUUCUUCUUCCUUCUUCUUCUUCUUCCUUUCUUCUUUCUUCUCUCUUCCCUCAGAUCACUCUUUCACUCUCUAAAUUCUUUGUCUAAUCCUUCUCCGUCUACGCUCCCACGCACCCCAAAUUUGCGCAUUCCUCUGGUUUUAUCGCCAUGGUUUCUUCUUCUUCACUUUCGCCAGCUGCAGCUACAAGCAUGAGCUCUUCUGUUUCUCUUGACAGGCCUAGCAGAAAACCCAACAUCUCUUCCUCUCUUCAGACUCCUUCCAUUAUCCAUUUUCCUAAACACUCCUCCACAGCCACUUCUUAUCCUCCCUCUCCUUCUAUUUCUACAACAAUUCCAAAGAAAAUUGCCACUACUGUUCCUUCUGUUGAUAAAUCAUUAGCCCCAAUGCAAAACCAAUGGAAUUUUUUGCAAAAAGCUGCAGCUAUGGCCUUGGAUGCUGUGGAAAGUGCUUUAGUUUCACAUGAACGUCGAUUCCCUCUUCCCAAAAUUGCUGACCCAGCAGUCCAAAUCGCCGGCAACUUCGCUCCCGUGUCGGAGCGACCCGUUGUACGUAAUUUGCCCGUUACUGGUACAAUCCCAGAUACUAUUCGAGGUGUUUAUGUUAGAAACGGCGCAAACCCACUUCACGAACCGGUAGCUGGUCACCAUUUCUUUGAUGGUGAUGGGAUGGUCCAUGCUGUUCGGUUUGAGAAAGGUUCCGUCAGCUAUGCUUGCCGGUUCACGGAGACAAACAGGCUGGUUCAAGAGCGAGAAUUGGGACACUCAGUUUUCCCAAAGGCCAUCGGUGAACUCCAUGGACACUCUGGGAUAGCUAGGCUGUUGCUUUUUUGUGCUCGUGGGCUUUUUGGUAUCGUUGAUUCUAGCCAUGGGACUGGUGUUGCUAACGCUGGAUUGGUUUACUUUGAUGGUCGUCUUCUCGCCAUGUCUGAAGAUGAUCUGCCUUACCAUGUUCGUGUUCUUCCCUCUGGAGACCUCAAAACUGUUGGACGAUACAAUUUCAAUGGCCAACUCAAGAGUUCAAUGAUUGCUCAUCCAAAAGUCGACCCAUGUUCUGGGGAAUUGUUUGCUCUAAGUUUCUUCCGAGCGACCCAAGUUCAAAUUCAGGCAAAGAAGAUUCACAUGGGAUUUCACAUGGAGAGAAGGGCAUUUUUGGAAAAAAUUAUCAUAUCUCACCUUUGACUCUUUGACCAAACGGUUUAAAUGGACGGAAGGACUACGAAUUUGGACGG